AUGGAAAUCGAAGUGGAAAGAUCAACCUACUGGGUUGAUAGUCUUAAUGUUGGUUAUUGGAUAAGAGGUCACAGUCGACAAUACAAGACGUUUGUUGCCCAUCGCGUAGCGAAAAUUCACGAGAAUACCAAUCCUGAACAAAGGCGAUAUGUACCUACGAAAGUGAAUCAAGCAGACCGAGGAACUCGUGGCUUAACAGUGAAAGAAUUGAAGAACGACGAAUGUUGGUGGCAAGGAUAUGAAUUACUAGGAAAACCAGAGAAAGAAUGGCCGGAAAGAAAGUUCGGUAGUCCCUCGUUAACAGCACGAGAGGAAGUUAAAACCGAACCAAAGACGAAAGGGAAGUCCACCUUGUACGAUCAAUCAGCACAAACGCAAACGAAAGCUACAUGGCGUUUAGACCACUGAUCUGAAGUAAGACUGGAUAACGCAUCUAUAGUAUACAAAAGUGAAGCCGGAAGUCACCGGCCGCCACCCGAUUCUGGGGCCCCACUUUUGUAUAGAUUUGUAUUACAGACGGUAGUUUUUCGCGUUUUUUGCCUUGGCUACGUUUCCGAUCGGGCCAAUUUUACAAUCACAACGAUAUAAGCAUACAAGGAGAAUUUUGAGCAAAAAAUUUGGAGUAUUAUGGCUUUAUAACGCCGCGAAACAGGAUUUACAACUCUGAAGGAGUGGAGAGCCUCAGACUUUGUUUAUCAACACGAGCUCGUUUUGCUACUUUCAUACAAAAUCAACUCAAAAUAUACAAGAAUUAUUGUUACUGGACGGAUAUUCUCACGAAAUUUGAAGAAAUGAAGCAGCUACAUUGUGAACGAAAGCGUACAGAGGUUAGUUUAAAAUACCUUGAGGCUACUUCCAUAAUUAUAUGAAUUAAAAUAACAUAUUGAGUCGUUGUUUAUAAUUUGGAUUAAAAAUAUUUCAUUGUCACUUGUCUUCCUACUUUAAAACAUAAAAAACUUCUCGACAAGUCGCCUAGGAAUGCUUUUGACAAAAUUGACAUUUAAAACUGUUCCUUAUUAAAUUCGUAUAAUUUAAUAUAAAAGUAGCCUCAAGGUAUUUUAAAACUAACCUCAGAGCUGCUUCAUUUCUUCAAGUUUCCUGAGAAUAUUCGUCCAGUAAACAGUAAUUCUUGUAUAUUUUAAGUUGAUUUUGUAUGAAAUAGCAAACGAGCUCGUGUUGAUAAACAAAGUCUAACCUCUGUAGUACGCUUUCGUUCACAAUGUAGCUGCUUCAUUUCUUUAAAUUUCGUGAGAAUAUUCGUCCAGUAACAAUAAUUCUUGUAUAUUUUGAGUUGAUUUUGUAUGAAAGUAGCAAAACGAGCUCGUGUUGAUGAACAAAGUCUGAGGCUCUCCACUCCUUCAGAGUUGUAAAUCCCGUUUCGCGGCGUUAUAAAGCCAUAAUACUCCAAAUUUUUUGCUCAAAAUUCUCCUUGUAUGCUUCUAUCGUUGUGAUUGUAAAAUUGGCCCGAUCGGAAACGUAGCCAAGGCAAAAAACGAGAAAAACUACCGUCUGUAAUACAAAUCUAUACAAAAGUGGGGCGCCAGAAUCGGGUGGCGGCCGGUGACUUCCGGCUUCACUUUUGUAUACUAUAGAUGCGUUAUCCAGUCUUAUUUCAGAUCAGUGGUUUAGACCCAGCAAGGUAUUCGAAAUGGUACAGAACAUGACGAGGAGCAAGGACGAGGAAGUCGCGUCAAAAACGGUAUCUAUGUCUGUUUCUGUGUUUACAAACACAUUGUUGUCAUUUGGAGAUGGCGACAUCGCUUGAAACGGAUAGAUUCAUGAAUGCAUUUGUUCGAAUGGUAGCAAGACGAGGCUGGCCAAGAGACACGUUGAGUGACAACGGAACGAAUUUCGUAAGAGCUGCGAAAUUAAUUCAAAGUUUGGUAGAAAACCUAGAUCAUGAGAAUUGAGAAAACCAAACGCAUGACUGCUAACGAAGGCGUGAAGUGGCAUUGGAAUCCACCGGCGGGUCCACAUUUUGGUGGCGUUUUCGAAAGCAUGAUCAAGCUAGUCAGUGAAAAGAGCAAUGGCGGCAAUAAUCGGAAACGCGGAAGUAAACGACGAAAAACUUCAAACAGUAAUUACUAGUGUCGAAAGCCUAAUGAACUCGAGACAACUAACGAAACCAAUUGACGAUCCCAUUGAUGAAACAGUUUUGACGCCUAACCAUUUUCUAAUCGGCCAAAUGGGAGGAGAACUCGCUCCAGAAAGUAUCGACGAAACGAGCUAUAAUCUGCGAAAACGGUGGCGCCAAGUACAAGAGCUGACACGACGAGUUUGGCAACGAUGCAUGAAAUAAUAUUUACCUCAUGUAGGAAGUCGGCAGAAAUGGUUUCUUCCUACAGAGAACCUCAAGAAGAACGACGUAGUACCAGUGAACUCGAGGAGAACUUGAACGAUAACUUGGCGGCCAUCUUUGAAGCCACUCAUGAUGGCCGCCAUGUACGUAUGGAGUGGAAAAUACGCCACUUAAAAGAUGUCUGUUUCGACCACUAAAUAGAUGUAUUUCAACAAGGAAAAAAGCUAAAAACUGUCAACAAUACCUGAAACUUAAUACAAAACAUGUUUCCAGAACGUAGAGCAGUUAUAAAGUUCUUUUUAGAAGUCAUGAAGCGAAGUUUUUUUCGGCACGUUCAAACUUGUGUAAUAUUUUGAAUAUCAAGCUGUUACCUAGGAAGUUUUUGCUGUUAGUUGGUGUAAAAUACUUAGAACUAUCCAGGAAACCAGGUUUUUAUCUUUAAAGUUGACUUUUUGAUAAACAACAAAACACUCAAAAACAAACUUUUGACUGAAUUUCCCGCUCCUCGAAACUCUCCCCAGUCCUUUUGAAGGUUAAUUUAUUGCUCGCUGAGCACGCGAGAAGCGCCAUCUUGGCUGCAGGCAAGUAUGGGCAACAGGUGGGCAAUUUGUCUGAGCAUGCGCGAAGAAAACCAAUAUGGCGACAUAUAUUGGGAGUGUUUCGUGAAUUUAUCUGGUUUUAAAGCUGAUAAAACAACAUUUUAAUGAACGAAAACUUUGUAAUAUUUAGUGGAAAACAUUAAUCUAUGCAUUCCAAAGGUUUUACAUUGAAAAUGAAUACUUUUGCUUUAUUUUAUUGCUUUUUACAAAUUUACUUAUUCUAUUUUUACAAAAACAAGUUUGGAAACAGUAUUUAGUUCUCCAGCUUGAUGUCACAUUCCAUUUAUUUGGAUAUUUCAAUAAAGGAAUGUGAAAUAAUAAUCAAAUCUUGUGCAAAAUUUGAUACCAACACACAUGCGAACAGAUACUAUCACCUAAAAAUAAAAGAAAACAGAACUUAAAUUUAUCAUCUAAUGCUAUGAAAAAAAUUUUAGAUUCUACAGGCAUAUAGUGAGCACAAUUCUUUAACAAACUAACUAAAAUAAGUUAAGUUAUACUAUGAUAAGAGGAUGGCAAUAUAUAACAACAUCAAAUGUUGUCAUCUUCAGUGUCCAAAAAAAGUGCCUCGCGCAUUUUUCGUGGUCGCAUAACUGGUAUUGCAACAAACCCAGGUGAAAAAGCAAUUAGAAAAACCUGGUUUUGGGUGAUGAGCAUAGUCAAAUUCUUGACUUAUUCAAUUUUCUAUUGUUUUUCCAGGUAAACAGAUUAAACAUUGAAAUAAGCCGCAUUCGGGACCUCAUAGAAUCCAAACUAUUGCGUAUGGACCAGACUUUUUUCAAUUUUCUAUGAUUUACAUAACACUAGUUAUAAUUUAAGGGUCAACCAAUAUUGUUCAAGACAUAUUUUGCUUCCAGAACACCUUUUCAAAAUACUAACCCAAACAUAUCAAAAACAGUGUUCAUUUACAAGGGCAAUUUCAACCCUUUGGCACAUUUUUCCCACGAAUGAUUUUAAUUCUAAUAUAAAGACUAUAGAUAAAAAUUUGAUUUAAAGCUAGUUUCAAGUGAUGAGCAUACCCUAAAUGUUAAGCUAUACCUCAAAGAAGAUAGGUCAUUUCAACAUAAACAUUGAAAUGUGGGUAUACUGGCAGCUCUGUCACACUGGUAGUUUGACAUUAGCAGACCUUCUGAAACAUUUUAAUGAAAGUAUAAUUCACAAAGUUCACAUUUUCACUUACGUCUUAACAUCUGUUUUAAUCCAACUAGCUCUGUAGGCACGAGUGAAAUUUAGUGUUGAUGUAAAUAUCCAUUUUGUUCAUGUUUCCCCGGUGAAAAUAUAGUCUAUUCCAAAGCUGAUUUCGACGUACUUUAGCUUUUCAGAAACCGUUGGCCUUCCUCAGUAAGAUUAUCAACUGUUUCACAAACAUAUUUGAUAGUAAACAGCUAAAAUAUUCUCCGGAAGUCUAUACUUUUGCUCUUCGAUGCGAAAAUGGCAACUCGAGAAGAAAUGAGCCGCUAUUUUUUCUCAGCGUCGACAAAUUGCCCACCUGUUGUUCCAGUGUUAUUACAGUUCACUGCGUAGUACUCGUUAUUGACCCACAGUCAGCGCGACGAGAUGGGGGACUAGGGAGAUAGAAGCAACCUGCCCUGGAAAAGAUGGUUUAGUAAGAGUAGUGGACGUUAGACAAGGCGACAAAAUCCUACGAAGACCUAUAAUGCGAAUCCCACCAUUGGAAGCUCAUGAUGAUGAACAGAACGUUAAGUAUAUAUAAUUUAUAGCGGAUUCUUAUUAAUUCAAUUCGAAUCCGAAAGGGGGAAAUGUUAAAACACUGAUGAUAUAUUACGAAAUUUCUCGAGCAUGCCAGAAGUGAAAUUAUAUUAUACAUUACUUAAAUCUUAAUCAAACGUAAAUCUAGGCGAAAGGGAACGUGAUUGGUUAAAAUUAAUUUUUCUCAAGCAUUAAACACUUAAAACAGGAAUGCAUGAUCUGUAGAAAGAAGAGACGAAUAAAAUAUAGACUGAUCAAGGGUUAACAAAAAAUCUAUGGAAAUUGCAAAUAUAUUACGUGGAGUACGUGAACUAAAACUGCCCAAAGUACGAACCACAAAGUAUGGUCUGAAUUCCUUCAGAAAUUGUGCACCAAAAUAAUGGAACAGUUUAUCAGAUAUUGAAAGAACAGCUAAAAACUUGAAUGUUUUUAAAACUGCUAUUCGUAAAACGACUUUCUCAAAAUAAUUAAUUUAUCUUAUUUCAAUCUUUAAUUUUAUCCCCGAGCCGACGGCGCGAAGCGCCGUGCGAGGGUACUAAUUCCCUCCGGCUAUUUACACCUGGGGAAACGAAAGCAUUAGGGAAGUCUAAAGUUCAUCAAAUAUCGCGGGCGUGGGUGACCAACGAUGGGUGGUCAUCCUCACUGAUCUCAAAAAUAUGGCGGACUGUCAUGAAUAGCGGACACUGAUUGGUCCAAUUUAAAGUUUGCAUUAUAACGACUGCAUGACGACAGCGAAAUAGCAAACAUUUCUUGAUUUGAUGAUUGAUGAAUUUUUUGCUCGCAUUUUUGCAAGAUUUUGUAAAUUUCAAAAGUUUUCUCAUAAAGAAAGGGCGAAAGAAUCGGCUAAAAGAACGGAGCCGACGUUAACGAAGGUAAGUUUGUUUUAAAUAUUGAUUUUAUAAUGGUUUAAAACUCGACGGCUUUGCGUAUAUGAAACAACUAAACAAGACAGCAUAUAAUUUCAGUGUAUCUUUAAUAUUGAUUCCCUUUUUUUAAAAUUUUUUCAAUAGAAAAGAAAGCAAAGUUAUUUGCAAGCGAGAAUUUGAAAUCAUUUUAUUGCAAACUCAAAGUUUAUCGAUAAAGCCAUUUAAUUAAAGGCUGUUUAGUUUUAUAAAGAACACUUUAAAACGUUUUGCGAAGCGUUUGUGCUUGAAUUUUACCUUAAAUUGAAGCUUAUAUUACGUAUAAUAACAUAUCUAACAUAUAUAUGUUGGGAAAUUGAUAAUUUUGUAAUUAAAAGUGAUAUUUUUAGGCGAUUUUUAAGAAUAUUCUUAAAAAAUUAUCGUGUUACCAUGACAACUGCUCUUGAUACUUCAUGUUCGGAAAAUACAAUGGGUUUUUUCUAGUUAUUUUACUCAUCUUACUGAUAUUAAAUUAACACUAGCAUGAUAUAGGGACAAUUUGUAACAUAUUUUUUAUAUAGUAAUUUGUUAAUUAUCUUCGGAGAUACUAGCAUAUUUUUGCUAACUUAAAUCCGAAUUGAAAUAAAGUUUCUAUCUAUCUAUCUAUCUAUUACAAACGUACAAGAACUUAUUGCAAAUAUAUUGUUCAAAACGAGACCAGCGCACAGUUGUUAUUCGACGGAGCAACAAUAGUCUUCGAAUAACAAAAAACUUCAAUCAAACUUUUCAACGGCUUGUUUUUAAAUAAAGUUCAUUCACAAACACAUAUAACCCAAAACAUGGGCGCAGCAUUCAACUUUAAUAGGGUUAAUAGUGCUAACGGGGUAACGAGUUCAAUUAAUUAAACAACAACCCUCGGAAGUGCAUAUUUUAUAGUUAUCAUAAACUGUACAUUGUCAGAUUUGUAUUAAUUUAUCAGUCGAGUUUAAAAUUAAUGUUGAUGGGCUAUUUUAAUAGUCUUUUAUAAAAGAUCAAAACGAUAUAAAAGUAAAACACGAUUCCCUAUCAUUUGUAAUUAUAUUGCAAGAAUCAUCAGAGUUUUUAAUUGAGUUAUCAACAGAGUUACCAACGGAGUUUUUAAUAUUUUGUGAUUAUUAAGUCAAAAUCGGUUUCGUAAAACCACUGUAUAUGCUAAAACAAUAAAGUUUAGUGCGGUCUUAUUUUGAAGAGAACGAGGAAGAAACAGUGGAAGUUUCGUGCACACCCCCCCCCCCCGGCAAAGAACGCUGACUAUGACGUUCCGUUGCGGACAAAAAUACGAGUUAAAAUAUUCAAUUCGAAGUCGAAUAUUUUGGGAUCGAAGUCGGGAAUACGAUAAUCGAAGUCCAAAAUACGAUAUUCGAAGUCCAAAAUACGAUAUUCGAAGCCCAAAAUACGAUAUUCGAAGUCCAAAAUACGAUAUUCGAAGUCCAAAAUACGAUAUUCGAAGUCCAAAAUACGACAAUCGAAGUCCAAAAUACGAUAUUCUAAGUCCAAAAUGCGAUAAUCGAAGUCGAGAAGAAAUGAAAAAAUAA
Molecule: messenger RNA, 7021 nt
Organism: Paramuricea clavata
Lineage: Eukaryota; Metazoa; Cnidaria; Anthozoa; Malacalcyonacea; Plexauridae
Source: the annotation of a GenBank genome assembly